AUGGCUGCGAGAGCGCUGCUCUUCCUUUCGCUCCUUUCACCUGCCAUGGACAUCAGCGACCCCACCAGUGUCAACUACGGGAGCCACCUGUCUAAAGAUGAGGCAGAGAGUUUCGCAGCGCCAGCGCCAGAGACUGUUCAAGCGGUUAACGCAUGGCUUGCGCAGCAUAACGUGACAUCGCAGACCAAUUCUCCCUCGGGAGACAUGCUACGCAUUGUCGUCCAUGUCGACACCGCGAACGCUUUGGUUAACGCCAACUAUACCCUAUCAUUGGAUCCGGGGACAAAUUCGACCGUUUAUACAACAAGCUCCUACUCAAUCCCGGCAGAACUACAGCCGCACAUAGCAUUUGUGUACCCCACUACGAAGGUUUUGCCUGCGGUGGUCAGCAAUCCUAAGAUUCGGGUAGUUCAGGCACCCAAGGCGUCCAACGAGACCCGAUCCAGCCGAUCGGAUGUUCCUUCUUCAUGUGCGCAGAUAACCACUCCACAGUGUCUCCAGGCACUCUACAACAUUCCUUCCGUCCCGGCGACUGCGGCUGGAAAUAGCCUUGGAGUAAGCGGCUUUUCCAACGAGGUAGCGAAUCAGACCGAUUUACAGCAAUUUCUGGCUGUUCUCCGCCCAGACUUCACCUCUGGAACUUUCAUUGUACAAUCUAUUGACGAAGGUGCCGACAGUGGCCUGGGGACACUCGAAGCCAGCCUCGAUAUCCAGUAUACAACUGGCCUAGCGACGAAUGUCCACAACACGUUCCUGACCGUCGGUAGUCAGAACCAAGAUGGCGUGUCCGGUUUCCUCGACAUUAUCAACACACUGCUCGCGGAAAAGCAGCCCCCUCUCGUUCUCACGACGAGCUAUGACUUCGAUGAGACGUUCUUCCAAGAGAACCCCGAUAUCGCAAAUACUUUGUGCAACGUGUAUGCACAGCUAGGGUCCCGUGGAACAAGUGUCCUGUUUGCUUCUGGAGACGGCGGAGUAGCAGGCAUCUGCCCCAGUAAUACUUGCAAUGCUGACGGAUCUUUCGUACCCACAUUCCCCAGCGGAUGUCCCUACAUUACAUCCGUGGGUAGUACUCAGGGGAACAGUCCCGAGACCGCGGCACAGUUCUCAUCCGGUGGCUUCUCCAACGUUUUUGCAAGACCGUCGUAUCAAACCGCUGCUGUCGAAGCAUACCUGAACACGCUUGGCGACACCAACGCGGGGCUGUUCAACACCAGCGGACGCGCAUACCCUGACGUCUCCACGCAGGGUGUCAAUUUUGCCGUCAACAUCGCAGGAAAAUUUGAAGAGGUAUAUGGAACGAGCGCAUCCAGCCCGACGUUCGCGAGUGUGGUCGCCCUCCUGAACGACCAGCGCCUCAAUGCUGGUAAGGCUCCUCUGGGGUUCCUGAACCCCCUUUUCUACUUGAACACGGCAGCAUUCAACGACAUCACUUCGGGGAGCAACCCAGGGUGCAAUACACAAGGCUUCCCAGCGUCCCCGGGUUGGGAUCCGUGCGGACCUGACGACAUUCUGCUGUUCCUGACUGGUGAGGAGGAGAUCGAAGAUACGUGUCGCAAGAUCAGGCUGGAAGCGGACGACCUCGUCAAUCAGGAUCCGGCUGGCGUCGGCCCACUCGUCUGCAUUCCGCGCUAUUCCUCCCUCCCACCGCAACAACAGCAACGUUUCUUCGACCCGCCACCCCUUCCCCGCGUACCCGACGGGCCGCCCGGUUGGAAAGUCGUGUCGACACCUAUCUCCAGAGCCUCUGCGCAGCAACGCGCAGGACGUGCCGGCCGCACACGGCCCGGGAAUUGCUUCAGGCUGUACACGGAGCGGGACUUCCAGAACGAGGAAGAGGAGCAGACGCACCCCGAGACCCUUAGGAGUGAUCUCGCCAGCACCGUGCUCGAGCUGUCGAAACUUAGCGUUCGGAAUCUGACGCUGAUGGGGGCGUUGGAGUUGCUCAAUUACUUGGCAGCGUUGGACGACGACGGGAUUUUGACGCACCUCGGCUCGGUUAUGGCGGACUUUCCGCUGGGUCCUCGGUUAGACAAGCACGAUAGGAAGUGGUACUGGAACAACUACCUGUCGGGGCGGGCGCUGCAGCAGGCGGAGGCCGUCCGCUCUCAGUUGCAACGGACGGAUGAUGGAGCGGAUGAGCGGAAGCUGUGGCAAAACAUCCGAAAGGCGCUCGUGUGCGGGUUCUUCAUGCAGGUCGCGCACAAGGCUGGCGAGAAGGACGGCUACCUGAGGGUGAAGGACGACCAGGUGGUGUCGCUGUACCCGAGCUGCGGCCUGGACUCGUCACCGGAGUGGGUGGGUUUCAACGAGCUCGUGUACUCGACGAAGGGGUACAUCCGGACUGUUACGGAGGUCCGGCCGGAAUGA
Messenger RNA from Dichomitus squalens LYAD-421 SS1, 2370 nucleotides. RefSeq names its product subtilisin-like protein. Gene Ontology annotation, biological process: proteolysis. Bases 1 to 2370 code for a protein of 789 amino acids. NCBI's taxonomy places the organism in Eukaryota, Fungi, Basidiomycota, Agaricomycetes, Polyporales, Polyporaceae. The record is from RefSeq and is a predicted model, not a curated record. The transcript has 13 exons. Gene Ontology annotation, molecular function: tripeptidyl-peptidase activity; serine-type endopeptidase activity.